AUGGCAGAUCAGGGGAAUGAUAAAAAAUCCUGCUAUAAUUGUGUCAAGCGACGUAUCGUCUGUGACAAGACCGAAAAUCAGUGCGGUAAAUGCACCAAAAAGAAUCUAAAAUGCCCCGGGUAUGGUGUAAGAUAUCGCUUUGCCAAAGGGGCGACCAGCUCUAGCCUACUGUCGGUGUCAUCUUCAGAAGGAGACCAUACUAGAUCGAAACGACCAAGAAGACCUUAUAAGUGGAUCGAAUGUUCGAGUAGAUUAAAGACCGCAUCACGAGUUUCGAAUGCGCCACCGAUAACUUGGACCCCAAAAUCCGUCUACACUUCUUGCAUUGUAAACUUCUAUCUUCUCACAAUCAGAGCUAUCAACCUGGUACUGACAGUUAAAGUUACUGCGCACGUGUCUCCCUUCAUGGUACUAUUCGACGAUGAGACGAAUGGUUACAGACAUCAUAUACUGCCUAUAGCGUACAAUGAACUUCUCGUUCAAAAAGCCGUCUGUAUCGCAUCGGCCUUCCAUCUCUCGUCACAGAGGCCACAGCUUCGUGCCCCCGCUGAGAUUGUGAGGGCUAGCUUGAUCCGUAAGCUCUCCGAAGCUUCGGCGGUGAGCCCUGAUCUGAGCGAGACUACCUGGGCGACCCUUGUCCUUCUGAUAGUGGCCGAUCUCGUGAUAGGUCAUGAGGAUGUAUCGACUUUAUACAAGCUCCUCACUGUGUUUCUCGAGGCCCGAGGGCCUCUGAAAGAACCAGCAACUCAGUUAGAGAAGUUCUUGUAUUUCCAGUCUUGCAUCAUAGGAUUCUUUACGCAGCCAUUCUCUUCUCUCGAAGCUCGACCUAUUCGUCCUCCACGGAUGUCAAGUGAUCCGGUUGCCAUGUUUAAGCGCUACGCGCACGGCCUCGAGAACUGUCAGCAACAAAAGAACCUUCCACAACGCAAGGGUUACGAUUUCUCGAAAUACUUCCCCGUGUACGAACAGUUGUUUCGACUCGCGGGGGAGAUAUAUACGACGAGAGCGGAAUCAGAAAUAUCCUCGCGCAGUCUAGAAUAUCAUAUGGAAGAUCGCGUGCAGCAAAUUAGGACUCUCUAUGAGCAGCUUGACCAGACCGCACCAGGGUCCCACGCUGUCGUAUGGCCAAUCUUCGUAGCCGCUGCCGAAAGCGUCUCAGAGGACCAUCGACAAUACUUUACGGCGGCGCUAAAGAGAAUAUACAGUACGGUAGGUUAUGCGAAUAUAUCACGUGGGUUUACGAUUCUUCCCGAGUUGUGGGCUCAACGAAGCAGAAAAAGCUGGACUUCUGCAAUAUUAGAACAUAAGGGCCUCGUCAUAUGUUGA
This is a messenger RNA of Daldinia loculata, 1326 nucleotides long. RefSeq names its product fungal-specific transcription factor domain-containing protein. The record is from RefSeq and is a predicted model, not a curated record. The transcript is spliced from 4 exons. Gene Ontology annotation, biological process: positive regulation of transcription by RNA polymerase II. Lineage: Eukaryota; Fungi; Ascomycota; Sordariomycetes; Xylariales; Hypoxylaceae. Gene Ontology annotation, cellular component: nucleus. Bases 1 to 1326 code for a protein of 441 amino acids. Gene Ontology annotation, molecular function: DNA-binding transcription factor activity, RNA polymerase II-specific; zinc ion binding; transcription cis-regulatory region binding.